Lates calcarifer (barramundi perch) is the source of this 4585-nucleotide messenger RNA. Its product is annotated as gastrula zinc finger protein XlCGF8.2DB. The record is from RefSeq and is a predicted model, not a curated record. Gene Ontology annotation, biological process: regulation of immune system process; negative regulation of transcription by RNA polymerase II; regulation of cytokine production. Bases 473 to 3808 code for a protein of 1111 amino acids. Gene Ontology annotation, molecular function: DNA-binding transcription activator activity, RNA polymerase II-specific; RNA polymerase II cis-regulatory region sequence-specific DNA binding. The transcript has 4 exons. NCBI's taxonomy places the organism in Eukaryota, Metazoa, Chordata, Actinopteri, Centropomidae. Gene Ontology annotation, cellular component: nucleus.
GGGUCUCGGCGGAACGCAGCUGUCCUGAGCAGUAGAGAGUGGACGAGUAUUGUGGGAACAACAGGAGGUGCAGGACACACAGAGAGCCGUGAGAGAAAAUGAGAAGGAGGUGAGAUUCCAACAUGAAAUGUAUCCAACUGCAGCAGAUGAAGCUGAGAAAGAGCGGACAUGACGGAGGAAAUGCAAAGAUUAGGCACGAGAGCAAGAUAAAGAACAGACUGGAGUGAGGAACGAGUGAACAGGACAGAAGGAGCUCGAUCAACUUCCAGCGGGAAACAGGCCUGAUGGGAAAAGUUUAGUAGUCGGGACAAUGGAGGAGCUGAGUGGCGUUAAACACCACAGAAGAAGAAGCAGCAGCCCGUAUGGAUGUUGUGUUUGCUACAGGAGCAGAGGAAACAUGUCAGCCAGGUCUAAAUAACGAUAAAACCACCACCAGUUGUUUUUUCUUGUUUGAUUCUACGAUCUGUGGAAAAUGUCCAGAUUUCAGGAUCUUAAAGAUUCGUUCAAACGGCGGCUGCUGACUGCGGUUCGUAAAGAUCUGUUUGGACAUUUGGAGAGAAAAAUAUCUGAAUAUGAAAAGGAGAUCGACCGCAACAGAAAACUGCUGGAUCUGGUUUCAAACAGCGACUUAAAGCGGCCAGGAUCAGUGUGUCCUGCAGACGUCCAACAGCUGCUGGUGACUAAAGAAGAGGUUCCCUCUGAGCAGCAGGAGUGGAGCUCCAGACUGGACCAGCAGGACCCAGAGCCCCCCCACAUUAAAGAGGAACAGGAGGAACUCUGUCUUAUUCAAAGACCAGUAGGUGCUGAUGGAGAGAACUGUGGAGGAUCAGAAUCAGGCAGGAAGUGGGAUCCAGACUGGCAUCCACACCCAGAGAGUGACGCAGAGGAUUCAGACUUUCCUGAACCUGAGAGUGAGGACAGUGAUGAAGACUGGGAGGAUCCCAACAGAAAAUCAACAGACUCCCCUGUUUGUAGUAAAACACUGAUCAUGAAGGGGAGUGAACACAUGAAAACUCACACAGGAGAAAAGGCUAUCAGUUGCUCCUUAUGUGGUAAAUGUUUUACUACAAAAGGUGGUCUGAACUACCACCUGAAAACUCACACAGGAGAGAAACCAUUUAGUUGCUCGGUUUGUGGUAAAAAAUGUAGACAGAAAUCAGCUCUAACAUCCCACAUGUUAACUCACACAGGGGAGAAACAGUUCAGUUGCUCAGUUUGUGGUAAACAGUGUGCACAUAAAUCAACUCUAAAAACCCACAUGUUAACCCACACAGAAGAGAAACCAUUUAGUUGUUCAGUCUGUGGUAAAAAAUGUGGACGUAACUCAAUUCUAACAAAGCACAUGUUAACCCACACAGGGGAGAAACCAUUUAGUUGUUCAGUCUGUGGCAAAAAAUUUGGACAAAGAGGAAAUCUAAAAACCCACAUGUUAACACACACAGGGGAGAAACCAUUUAGUUGUUCAGAUUGUGGUAAAAAAUUUAGUCACAAAACAAGUCUAACAUACCACAUGUUAACCCACACAGGAGAGAAACCAUUUAGUUGCUCAGUCUGUGGUAAAGGAUGUACAGAUAAACCAACUCUAACAAAACACAUGUUUACCCACACAGGAGAGAAACCAUUUAGUUGCUCAGUUUGUGGUAAAAGAUUUGCACGAAAAGAAUAUCUAAAAACCCACAUGCUAAUUCACACAGGAGUGAAACCACUCAGUUGCUCAGUUUGUGGUAAAAAAUUUAGACACAGAGGAGCUCUAACCUGUCACAUGGCAAUCCACACAGGGGAGAAACCAUUCAGUUGCAGCAUUUGUAAGAAAAGAUUUAUUAGGACUACACAAUUCAAAAUUCACAAGUGUGGUGAUGAGUCUUCACAGUUUCAGUGUGGAAAAAGCACAAAACACCUGAACUGUUCUGAAUGUGAUGAAACAUUCCUCAACAAUUCCCAUCUGAUGGUCCACAUGAGAAUGCAUAAGGGACAGAAACUGUUUACUUGCACAAUUUGUGAUCAGAAAUGGCAAUUUAGUUCCCAACUGAAGAGACACAUGAGAACUCAUACAGGAGAGAGACCGUACAGUUGCUCAGUCUGUGGGAGAACGUUUUCAGAAUCAAGAAUAAUGAUGCGUCACAUGGCAGUCCACUCAGGGAUAAAACAAAACAAAGGUGGCUUUAGUGGAGAGGACUGUGCAGGACCAGAACCAGGCAGGAACUCCGGUCCAGAUGGACAUUUACAACCUGAGACUGAGGAUAAGACUGAAGAGUCUUCUGAUCACAAAACUGAUGACAAUUAUUUUUGGAAAGAGAGCAAGCAAAGUCAGUCAGGUUCAAACUCUGUAGAAAAUAAAAUAUUUGAAAGUCAUAUGUCAUUUAAUACUGACAGUGUUUCAGAGUCCUUUAACCAUCAAAACGAUGACGGUGUUUCUCAGAGUGAUCCACCAUGUGGUGCUGACAGGGAACAGGUCAGUCUGAGCCGACAGACAGGGAGGGAGGAAAACCAGGACCCAGAGCCCCCCCACAUUAAAGAGGAACAGGAGGAAGUGUGGAGCAGUCAGGAGGGAGAGCAGCUUCAAGGGCUGGAGGAGGCUGAUAUCACCAAGUUCACCUUCACUCCUGUCCCUGUGAAGAGUGAAGAUGAUGAAGAGAAACCUCAGUCCUCAGAGCUUCAUCAGAGUCAGACUGAGGAGAACAGAGAGGACUGUGGAGGACCAGGACCAGACAGGAACCCAGACCCACAUUUACAGCCUCAGACUGAAGACAGGACUGAGGAGUCUUCUGGACCUGAAACUGAUGACAAUGAUUUCUGGAAAGACAUCAGGAAGCCUCUGUCAUGUUUAAAGUCUCUGAAACAUGAGGAAGUCUCUCAGAGUGAUCCACCAUGUGGUACUGACAGGGAACAGGUUAGUCUGAGCCAACAGACAGGGAGGGAGGAAAACCAGGACCCAGAGCCCCACCACAUUAAAGAGGAACAGGAGGAAGUGUGGAGCAGUCAGGAGGGAGAGCAGCUUCAAGGGCUGGAGGAGGCUGAUAUCACCAAGUUCACCUUCACUCCUGUCCCUGUGAAGAGUGAAGAUGAUGAAGAGAAACCUCAGUCCUCAGAGCUUCAUCAGAGUCAGACUGAGGAGAACAGAGAGGACUGUGGAGGACCAGGACCAGACAGGAACCCAGGUUUACAGCCUCAGGACUCUUCUGGACCUGAAACUGAUGACAGUGAUUUUUGGAAAGAGACCAGACAACGUCGGUCAGUUAUGAAUGAAUCUGCUGAGAGUGAUGGUGAAUGUGAUCUUGACAAGAACCUGUUCAACUGCUCUGACGUCAAUGCGUCAGAGUCUCUUCAGCCUGAGAGUGACGACAGUGUUGACAGUGAUUUUUGGAAAGAUAACCAGAAACCUCAAUUAGGUUUAAACCCUUUGAAAAAUAAUGAAGUCUCUGAAAACGACGUCAGAUAUAAUGCUCUCAGGAAACCGUACAGCUGCUCCGAGUGUGGACAAAGAUUUCUCUACAUUUGUCAUAUGAAGACGCACAUGAGACGACACACAGUGGAGAGACCGUUUGUUUGUUCUGUUUGUGGUCAGAAGUGUCUUUACAAGUCCCAUCUUAAGAUUCACAUGAGAACUCAUACAGGAGAGAAACCGUUUGAUUGUCCAAUUUGUGGCAAAAAAUAUGCUCACAAGGCAAGUAUGCAGUCUCACAUGAUCAUCCACACUGUGGAGAAACAGUACAACUGCAGUGUCUGUGACAAAAGCUUUGCCUGGUUUACGGAGCUUAAAUACCAUCACUGUGUUGGAGAGGCCUCACAUGAAAACCAGGACACAUAGUUACUCUGAAACAGUCCAGUCCACUUCACACAGAGGAUGAACAAUUCAUCUUCAGUGUCUGUGGUUUAAACAGCAAGACCCUGUUCUUAUAGUUCCUGCCUUUAGAUAAGGAAGUGAUUCUCCUUUUAAUUGGAGUUCAAAAACUUCAACCCAAAUUAUCAUUGUUUUUAUUGGUAUUUGUUUUCUCUUUACAUCCUGGAAGUGUAUCAUGUAUUUAUCUCUGUGACUUCUAGCAGGGUACACACCAAAAGAUAAUCAAACCAAAUCCCCCAUCCCAAUCAAGUGGGAAAAGAUUACUGGUUGGUUGUAAAGAUGAUCUUGUCAGAUUCUCCUAUGGUGUGAGGUGUGUUCAGAGUGAUAUUACCCUCCCUGAUAAAUAGUAAAGAUGUUCAAUAUUUCUGAUCAGAAAUCCUGUUGUGUUGGGGGGCACCAAGGAGAGCUGAGCACACUCUCUGUGGAUUGUCAGGUGAAAUGGAACAAUACGUCAUUGGACAUGUUUGUUUCCUUUUUCUUACUGAGUCCUCUGGGCUGGGAAUCAUUUACAAGAUAAACUUCAUGUUGACAGACAACCUUCAUCUCAGACUUUCACUCAGAAAAUCUUUAAUGAACAAAUUGUCAGACGUCUCAGGACUUUGUGUUGUUCUGUGUGUAGAUGAAUUUUUUUAAUAUCUUAGUAUUUAACAGGGAAAUCAGCUUAAAAAAACAGUAAAUCUAUAGCUAAUGCACCUGAAAUGUAAAAAGAUUUUUCAUUAAAAUUUUCGUUUUAAUAAAAUAAAA